AUGUCCCUCGCUGUGCCGGCGUUUCGUCCCUCAUCCUUGUUACUCUCCCGACCCCACCGGGUGUUGCGACAACUACCUCCACUUGGCUCUUUCGCCCGUCCCUCUUCUUCUUCUUCUUCUUCCCCCUCCUCCUCCUCUCCCUCUCGUCCGUCCGCCUCCCGCUCUCACUACAGUCGCUCCGAGUUCAAAGUCUUCCCCUUCUUGGUUCUGUUCGUCAUCGGCUCCGGUUCCUACGUCCUCUUGGUGAAAUCCCGCACUGGUGCUCGCAAACCCGACUCGUCGCCCCGCUCUCCUGAUUCUUAG
Molecule: messenger RNA, 303 nt
Organism: Aspergillus campestris IBT 28561
Lineage: Eukaryota; Fungi; Ascomycota; Eurotiomycetes; Eurotiales; Aspergillaceae
Exons: 1
Coding region: 1-303 (100 amino acids)
Source: RefSeq, a predicted model, not a curated record